Messenger RNA from Trichechus manatus latirostris (Florida manatee), 1300 nucleotides. RefSeq names its product neuropeptide FF receptor 1 (gene NPFFR1). The record is from RefSeq and is a predicted model, not a curated record. NCBI's taxonomy places the organism in Eukaryota, Metazoa, Chordata, Mammalia, Sirenia, Trichechidae. Gene Ontology annotation, biological process: cellular response to hormone stimulus; G protein-coupled receptor signaling pathway. Gene Ontology annotation, cellular component: plasma membrane. The coding region runs from base 2 to 1300 and encodes 432 amino acids. The transcript is spliced from 4 exons. Gene Ontology annotation, molecular function: neuropeptide receptor activity; peptide binding.
CAUGGAGGGGAAGCCCUCCCAGCCUCCCAAUGGCAGCUGGCCUGAAAGCCAGAAUGGAAGUGGUGCUGAGGCUGCCCCGGCCGCAAACCUCACCUUCUUUUCCUACUACCAGCACUCCUUGCCAGUGGCGGCCAUGUUCAUUGUGGCCUACCUGCUCAUCUUCCUCCUCUGCAUGGUGGGCAACGCCUUGGUCUGCUUCACUGUGCUCAAGAAUCGGCACAUGCGCACUGUCACCAACAUGUUCAUCCUCAACCUGGCCGUCAGCGACCUGCUGGUGGGCAUCUUCUGCAUGCCCACCACUCUUGUGGACAACCUCAUCACUGGGUGGCCCUUCGACAAUACCAUGUGCAAGAUGAGUGGCUUGGUGCAGGGCAUGUCCGUGUCAGCCUCUGUUUUCACCCUGGUGGCCAUUGCUGUGGAAAGGUUCCGCUGCAUCGUGCACCCUUUCCGCGACAAGCUGACCCUGCAGCAGGCGCUGGUCACCAUCGCGGUCAUCUGGGCCCUGGCCCUGCUCAUCAUGUGCCCCUCGGCCGUCACGCUGACGGUCACCCGCGAGGAGCACCACUUCAUGGUGGACGCCCGGAACCGCUCCUACCCGCUCUACUCGUGCUGGGAGGCGUGGCCCGACAAGGGCAUGCGCACGGUCUACACCACCGUGCUCUUCUCGCACGUCUACUUGGCGCCCCUCACCCUCAUCGUGGUCAUGUAUGCCCGCAUCGCCCGCAAGCUCUUCAAGGCCUCAGGCCCUGCCCGGGACGGCGAGAAGGCGGCCGUGGAGGGCCGGCGGGCGUCCAGGCGCAAGGCCCGGGUGGUGCACAUGCUGGUCAUGGUGGCGCUGUUCUUCACGCUGUCCUGGCUGCCGCUGUGGGCGCUGCUGCUCCUCAUCGACUACGCGCAGCUCAGCGAGCCGCAGUUGCACCUGGUCACCGUCUACGCCUUCCCCUUCGCCCACUGGCUGGCCUUCUUCAACAGCAGUGCCAACCCCAUCAUCUACGGCUACUUCAAUGAGAACUUCCGCCGCGGCUUUCGGGCCGCCUUCGGCGCCCAGCUCUGCCCACUGCAGUGGGGGAGCCACAAGGAGGCCUACGCACAGAGGCCCAGCGGGCUCCUGCGCAGGCGGGUCGUUGUCGAUGUGCCUCCCAGCGACUCGGGCCUGCCCUCCGAUUCGAGGCCGAGCAGUGGGGCCCCGAGGCCUGGCCGCCUCCCGCUGAGAAAUGGGCGGGUGGCCCACCAUGGCUUGACCUCGGAGGGUCCUGGCUGUUCCCACAUGCCCCUCACCAUACCAGCCUGGGAUAUCUGA